AUGGCGCGCUCAAUAUUCCGGCUUCUCACGCUCUUCUCCUCGCUUCUGUUGAACCAGCAGAUCCUGGCACAAACGACCACCUUGUCGACGCCGCAGGGGACCGUCAGCACCACACCAUCGUCGAGUUCGCCGACCCUGACGCCGAGUCCAGCUUCUGCCUCGUCCACUCCUCCAGACGUCUACCUCAACGUACCAACACUCUCCGUUGGUCGGAUUGAGCUCGAUGUCGACGACCUCCGGGCAGAUAUCAAUCUGAAUGCCCAGGUGGCGUCCCUUGUCACGCUGAAUGCCGGUGUCGCGCUGUCCAUUCAAGAAGUCAACCUCACCAUUUCCGAUGUCGAUGCCCAGCUUGAAUUGAUCGUCCGUCUGGGCCAUCUCGUCGACAUUGUGAACCGAGUCUUUGAAUCCUUGGACCUCAACCCUCUCUUGAUCUCCGCCAUCAACAACGUCACCUCGUUGCUCGAGCCCAUUGUAGGCGCGGUAGACGGCCUCCUCGGCUCCAUCACCCAAGGCGGAACGACGCUGUCAUUCUUGAUCGACAACCUCGGCAAUAUCGUCCAGGAGGUCGGCGGCGUCAGCUCCAUUGUCGGGAAUUACCUCACCAACAUGACCGACACGGGAGUCAGUCAGACCCUCUCCGGCGGUCUUGUCGAGAAGACAUUUUCAUAUGCUCCGCUCAAUGCGCUGGUCGACAUUGUCUUCAACUCAGCCGGGCAAGUUGUCCAGGCGUCCGUUCAGAAGCAGACUGGGGGUGGCGGCACAACAAGUUCGACGUCGGCGGCCAGCACCACGCCGACUCCGUCAUCAACCACCAGCAGGUAG
Molecule: messenger RNA, 822 nt
Organism: Fonsecaea nubica
Lineage: Eukaryota; Fungi; Ascomycota; Eurotiomycetes; Chaetothyriales; Herpotrichiellaceae
Exons: 1
Coding region: 1-822 (273 amino acids)
Source: RefSeq, a predicted model, not a curated record